Molecule: messenger RNA, 1662 nt
Organism: Prunus armeniaca (apricot)
Lineage: Eukaryota; Viridiplantae; Streptophyta; Magnoliopsida; Rosales; Rosaceae
Source: the annotation of a GenBank genome assembly
AUGGUCCGAGCUUUUACAACCCAAGCCACAAUGCAGAAGACUAAAUCUUUCCAGUUGAAACGUAUGUUUGAGAUUCCGAGACAUCUUCAGAAUUUGAUCUUUGAGAAUGGGCAGGACGGCGAAGGAGACGGCGAAAAUGUUCAAUUACUGAGUCCAGGCUCCAGGACUGCUGCAGAAGACGGUCCGGUCGAGGCACAAGGAAUGUGGGGAGCUAAUCAUGACAAGGGUACAGCUUCAGAUGGGGACCAAGGAGAAGGGAUAAAAAGUCCUAUAGGCAAGAAACCUUCAGAUAUGGAAAUGAUGAAGGAAAGGUUUUCUAAGCUGCUUUUGGGUGAAGAUAUGUCAGGUGGUGGAAAGGGUGUCUCUUCGGCUUUGGCUUUAUCCAAUUCCAUAACCAACCUAGCAGCAUCUGUUUUUGGCGAACAAAGGAAACUAGAGCCUAUGUCUCCUGAUAGGAAAGCGAGGUGGGUGAAAGAAAUCGGCUGGCUUUUGUCUGUGACAGAUCACAUCGUUGAAUUCGUGCCUUCACAACAGAAUGGAACAAAUAUGGAGAUUAUGGUGACUCGGCAAAGAAAUGAUCUGCACAUGAACAUUCCUGCCCUACGCAAGCUUGAUGGAAUGCUCAUUGGCCACCUGGAUAGCUUUGGAACUCCAAGUGAGUUCUGGUAUGUGAAAAGAGAUGCUCAAGACUCUGAAAAGGGUGAUGAUGCCCCAAGAAAUGAAGAGAAAUGGUGGAAACCCACUGUUAAAGUCCCCCCCGAAGGGCUAUCAGAUGAAUGUCGAAGAUGGCUGCAAUCUCAGAAGGAAUCUGUGAACCAAGUACUAAAAGCAGCAAUGGCGAUUAACGCUCAAGUACUUUCAGAAAUGGAGAUACCUGAUAACUACAUUGAAUCCCUCCCUAAGAAUGGUAGAGCCAGCCUGGGUGAUUCAAUCUAUAAGUGCAUAACAGUGGACUGCUUUGAUCCUGUCGAAUUUUUUGACACCAUGGACUUGUCCACAGAGCACAAAGUGCUUGACCUCAAAGACAGGAUUGAGGCCUCUAUUGUCAUUUGGAAGAGGAAGAUGAACCACAAGGAUGGAAAGUCUUCAUGGAGUUCAGUUGUGAGCUUGGAGAAGAGAGAACUCUUUGAAGAGAGAGUGGAGACCAUAUUACUCCUAUUAAAGCAGAAGUUCCCAGGAAUUCCACAAUCUGCUCUUGACAUAAGCAAAAUUCAAUUCAAUAAGGAUGUGGGGUAUGCUAUUCUAGAGAGCUAUUCAAGGGUAAUAGAAAGCUUGGCCUUCAACGUCAUGUCUAUGGUUGAAGAUGUUCUUUAUGCUGAUAAUCAAGCUCGAAAGGCGUCAUCAAACAGGAGGCUUUCAGUGGACUCAUCAUCACCAUUUACAGAUAAUGGGAGGUCCCCUUAUGCUAGGGAAGACGCGGACAGGUUGAGUUCUUCAGAGACACCAACAAAGACACUCUUUGAGUUCAUGGGCUGGAAUGCAGAAACAGACGAGACUGAUAUGGAGAAGGAUAGCUCCACGGGCAAUAAGGAGAGCUACUUUAAAGAAGACACUGACAAGAGUAUGAGCAAACCUCCUGCUAACAUAAACACCAAGAGAUUUUCCUAUUUAGAGAAGCUUGAGAAGUUGAGUGGUCUAAGAAGUCCAACAGCUCGGCAUUGA